Megalops cyprinoides (Indo-Pacific tarpon) is the source of this 1333-nucleotide messenger RNA. It is a transcript of the gene txndc15, whose product is annotated as thioredoxin domain containing 15. The record is from RefSeq and is a predicted model, not a curated record. Gene Ontology annotation, biological process: cilium assembly. Lineage: Eukaryota; Metazoa; Chordata; Actinopteri; Elopiformes; Megalopidae. Gene Ontology annotation, cellular component: cilium. The coding region runs from base 187 to 1242 and encodes 351 amino acids. The transcript is spliced from 5 exons.
AUCAUUUCAAUAGUUCACCGGUUCAGCCUUAAUACGAACAGCCUUGACUGUAUCGUGGGCAAUGUUGUCGCUAGCGUGUUAAUUGCUAGCUAGAUACAUGCUUACAUGAAGUGACAGCGUAUUUAACAAGCUACUGCUUGGCUGUAGAAUAUCAAAAAUUGGUUGCACAGGCUAGCUCGUGCUGUUAUGGGGUGGGCAUCAAAUACACUGGAAUUUGUAUGCACUUUGUGUUUUACGUUAUAUGUGAUUGAACUGGGCCAGGUUUCAUCCACAGAGAAAGAUGAGACGUCUGAAGCCAAGUUUUCUGAAGAACCCUACACAAGUUCCGUAAUGGAAAACAGCCCCGAAUUUGUAGGAAUAAUAGAUGGUCUGGAGUCGCAGACGAAGAGGCAGUUCAAGACGGCGGAAAUCGCAGACGCGGUGAUGGGAACAAACGUGCCCUCAGAUCCAGCCAGCAUGGAGUCCCUUAUUCCAAAAAAUGCGAAAGAUUUCCAGGCUGACUUUUCUGCACCCUGCGAGGAAGAUGGAAAAUGCAGUGCAGCUCCUACUCCGUUGACUGGCGAAGAGACCCCUAAUGCGAAAACCACAGAGGAGACUGAGCCAGUCACUCUGGGGAUGGUACAUGUGGACACCAUGACAGCUGACGAACAGAAUUCCACCGAAGCUACAAAGACCUACAAAGUCAGUUGUGAUAAAAGGAACAUCACAGAGAUGGAUAACUUUACAGUGACGAUACUAAAUGCUUCACAGGAUUUGAUGGAGUUCUUGAACGCCAACAGUACAGAGUGCUCCUUAGUUUUAUUCUACACUACCUGGUGCCAGUUCUCGGCUUCUCUUGCACCACACUUCAAUGCCCUACCGAGGGUCUUUCCUAGUAUGCACUUCCUUGCUCUGGAUGCAUCCCAGCACAGCAGUCUUUCCACAAGGUUUGGAACUGUAGCUGUUCCAAACAUUCUUCUCUUUCAAGGAGUAAAGCCAAUGGCCAGGUUCAACCAGACUGACAGGACAUUGGAAACACUGACAUCUUUCAUCACAAACCAGACUGGUUUUGAAGCUGUCUUGGAUCAGAAUGUGACAGAGGAGGAUCGCUUAGGCCCCCUUCCCAGUGUCCCUGUGAAAAGCAUUGACUGGCUACUUGUGUUCUCAGUCUUAUUUAUAUCUGGCUUUACCAUUUAUGCCAUACUGCGGACUGACAGUAUACGCUGGCUGAUACCCGGACAGGAGCACGACCACCAAGACUAACAGGACAUUUUCUGAUCUCUACCAAGGCUGCAAAUGGUCAGUGUUCGCUAUGUGGCAUGGAAGUAAUUGGAAUAUAAAUACAAAGGUAAAA